UUUUGGGGGCAACUUAUAGAUUUCAUAAGCUUAAAAAGUUUAGUACAAAGCAGGGGAGGCAAUAUGAUGAGCAGAUUUCGCCAAGGAGUCCGCUCUACCAUUGCAAGCCCUCAAAACAUAAGAGAAAAAUAUAGAAAUCGAAAAACAUGGAUAGGAAGUUUUGCAUACUUAUUGUUUUGCAAAAUCUCAAAGUUCCACAUAAGUCUUUAUUGCCUGCAACUUUUAAAAUGUUUUUUUUUUCUUUUUAAACAAAAAUGUGUGAGUUUCAUGCAAGAAACAAAAGAUACGUAAGUAAGAAAUAAGUAGAAUUUAUAACUUCAUAUGCAUAUACGUGAUACGUUUGUUGUUGUAUGUGAUCUUUCAAAAGUUUUUAAUAAUUAUUUUAUACGUAAAUACUAUAUAAAUUUAACAAAUAUAUUAUAUAUGUUAUAGUUUUACAUUUUUAAAUCAGAUGGCGCCUUAUUACUAGUACCACAAUUAUAUCUUAAUUAGUAGACCAUCAAAUACAAAUAAAAACUGACAUAGAAUAACCCGAUCAUAAAAACGUGAUGCUGCUGCCUGUAUAGCGCAGACGCUUUGUACUUGGAAACAACAAAGAGAUUUUCUUCGGCAUCACUCGCGAGCUAACUUACUGUUAACAAAUCAUUGGAUAUAUAUAUGUAUAUAUAUAUGUGAUCUGAUUCUGAAUGAUCACAAUUUAUGACGAGAAUGGUGCGUGGAAGUUUUGUCUACUUCCGUAAACUUUGUCGUGAAAAAUUACCCAGGUGUGUUUUAGACUUAUUGUGGACUCUGCCAAACGUUGUUAUAUGGUUAGCUUUGGCAAAAUAAUGUGGCAAUAUUUUACCAAAAUAAUAAUGUGACAACAUGUACAAUUUCUUGAGAUCAAAUAUAUAAUACCAAAAGCUAUUUUUUGGUGCUGUGUAGAUUGUUAGGAGAGAGAAAGAUGCACGUGGGGGGUCUGCAACGAAACAAAACGACGAAAAGAGUACAAGGAAUAUGUUUUCAGAUAAAGAAUAAUGAUUAAAAAAAUAUCUUAUUUUUUUUAAGAAUUAUUUUCUCAUAUUUGCAAAGAGGUUGCUAAACUCGUCAACUGCAAAAUGAGAGUAUGAGCUAGCAUGUCGAUCUUUCCACACCCCCCAAAAAUACUGAUCAUGUAUUAGCUUAGAAGUGGACCAUUUUGGCUAGCUAUCAGAAACCAGCAGCAUUGGUUAGACGUUUAAAGUUGAAAACUAUAGUUUCACUGCCCUCACGUCAUAUCAUUUUCCAUACUAAAUUGUUUUGCAAAAUCUAAAAGGAUCCACAUUAGUCUUUAUUGUCUGCAUUUAAAAAAAAAAAAAAAAAGUGUGCGUGUCAUGCAAGAAACAAAAAGGUCCGUACCGAGCGCGUGCAAAAAAAAAGAUGUAUCGAGCGCGUGCCAAAAAAGAUGUAUCGAGCAAUAAAACGCGUGAGCAUGAGAGAGACAAAUGAAAGCGGUUAGUAAAACUUUUCCCUCUGAAAAGAAAAACAGAGCAAUUCUCUCUUUCGAUUGAAUCCAAAAAAGAUGAGCAACUUGAAGGAUGCGUUUGCUGAAGAAGCUGCUGGUGACUCAUCAGCAGUCAUCAUGCGUACGAGCGUGGAAGAAGCUCCACAUCCGGUGGAGGCGGAGGAAGCUGUCGCCGUCGUGAUGGCUCCAAAUCGUGUGGAGGCGGAGGAAGCUGUCGCCGGUCUCCGUGCUCUCCUUACUCCUCCAAUUCCGGUGGAGGCGGAGGAAGAUGUCGCCGUGGCUCCAGUCGCCGUGGCUCCAGUCGCCGUGGCUCCAGUCGCGGUGGCUCCCGUCGCGGUGGCUCCCGUCGCCGUGGCUCCGGUCGCCGGUAAGAAAUCUCUCUCUCUCUCUCUCUCUCUCUCUCUCUCUCUCUAAUUGGUGACUCUCUCUCUCUCUCUUUUGUUCAGCUCUUGAGGUUGUGGAUCGGAUCCACUUCAGCCGUUGAUACUAGCAUUUGGGGAGAUUGAUCCGGCUCUCCUUGCUCUCUUUGCUCCUCCAAAUCCGGUGGAGGCGGAGGAAGCUGCUGUCGCUGGUAAGAUCUCUCUCUCUGACUCUCUCUCUCUCUCUCUCUGACUCUCUCUCUCUCUUUU
Brassica napus (rape) is the source of this 2112-nucleotide messenger RNA. Its product is annotated as proline-rich protein 27. The record is from RefSeq and is a predicted model, not a curated record. The transcript is spliced from 3 exons. Bases 1541 to 1897 code for a protein of 118 amino acids. Lineage: Eukaryota; Viridiplantae; Streptophyta; Magnoliopsida; Brassicales; Brassicaceae.